Messenger RNA from Rhizoctonia solani, 1722 nucleotides. Its product is annotated as Retrotransposon gag protein. The coding region runs from base 1 to 1722 and encodes 573 amino acids. The transcript is spliced from 3 exons. Gene Ontology annotation, molecular function: zinc ion binding; nucleic acid binding. The record is from RefSeq and is a predicted model, not a curated record. NCBI's taxonomy places the organism in Eukaryota, Fungi, Basidiomycota, Agaricomycetes, Cantharellales, Ceratobasidiaceae.
AUGGAAGCGGAGUAUAUGGCGUUAUCUCACGCAUGUACUCAAGCUAUGUGGCUCCGUCAAUUUUUUGAGGAAUUACAAUACGUUGCUGACACACCAACAUUAAUUGUUUCAGACAACCUCGCUGCGCUUGCUCUGUCCAAAGAAUUGCAAUUCCAUGGACAAUCAAAACACAUCAACAUCCAACACCACUUCAUGCAAGAUCUCAUAGAGAAACGCAAGGUAGCUACACUCCAUCAAUCCUUUGCUGAACGCCUCAACACCAUAUACAAAACAGAGGCACAAGAACAUAGGAAUUUAAUUGCAAAUCUUGAAGCACAUAAUCGCAACCUUGCUCUAACUAUUGAAGAGCAAGAAAGGCUUAUUGAGGAAAAAGACAGGCUAUUAGUAGAGAAGGAAAUUGAGCUUGACAAUCUACACACAUCUAUCCAGGACGCUACCCAAGAUGGAAGGGGGCGAAUUCACUACUAUUGGGACUAUGAGUUCUUUGCCGUAUUGCACAACAACGCCUGGCUUGGGCGGGCGGCAACAUCCAUUCAGGCUGUGCAAGAUCAGCUUCUUCAUCAAUCCUCCUCUCGCUCCACAGUUCCACCCCCACCUUCUGGCACUGCCACCACUAUCAAUCCCCCACCUGCCCCUACGUCCUCUAACUCCGAUUUGAAAUUUGCCAAGCCAAACAAGUUUAGCGGCAAGAAAGAAGACGCCCUCAAUUUCAUUAUUGCCUGUCAGGCCUAUAUAAGGGCAAAAGGAGCCAAUAGAUCUCACAAGGAAAAAAUCUUGUGGGUAACAUCGUAUUUUGAAGGUGCAGCAGAAGAUUGGGUUCGCCCAUAUAAGGAAAGGAAGGUAUUUAGGGGAGAGGCGGUUCCACUCUUGGAAAAUAUUGAUGUGUUCUGGGCCAAAUUUACUAAGCAUUACAUGGACACAAACCGUGAUGAGAAGUACCGUCAAAAAUGGAAUAACUUGCGGCAGAAGGCUUCGGUCCAAGAAUACACUUGGGAAUUCCAACAAUAUUCUGUGUCCCUGGGUUAUAGUGAUGAAACCUUGCGCAAUAAGUACUAUGACGGCCUUAAAAACAAAAUCAAAGAUAUUAUGCUGUCAACUAUGUUCCAAUGGCGACGUGCUACAGCCCAACAGGUUUACAAUAAGGCAGAGGAAAUUGCUAACCAUAUCAAAUCUACACGCCUAUCCAACCCCUCUGUCUCCACUGUUUGUACCACUUCUACUGCUAUCCCCACUUCCACUUCCAACCCCACUUCCACUCGUACUCGUCUCAAUGUUGGGGAUAAUGUGUAUAUGAUUGACCCAACCACUUGUUGCGCCAAGAAAGGCGCUAUCACUUCAAUUGUUCGCACCACCUCUGGCAAUAUGCCAAAUGUUAGGUGGAACGGAGAAUCAAAAGACACUAUGAUUCCAUUCCCCUCUCUUAAAAAAGAUGAACGCCCUGCCGCCGCUGCCCCUGUUAAACCAAUCAUUGCUCCCACCCCUGUCCUGGCCUCGAAUUCUAAGGGCCCAGGUCCCAUGGACCUGGAUGGAAGAGGCUUUACAAAUCUUACAUGUCAUGUAUGCAGGGGAAAAGGUCAUUUUGCGUGCAAUUGUCCCUCCAAGCCCAUGUCUGGACAUGUGGCAAAUAUAGAAUGGUCUUGGGAAAGGCCCAAGCAAGAAAAUCGAAUUGAGGUUGUCUCUGAUGAGGAAGAGUUGGGAAAAGGGAAAGCCAAGGCCGAUUAA